CAGUUAGUGUAUUCGAAUUGAUCAUGUAAAUCAGAAAACUGUAUUAAAAAAAAUACAGAAAGUCCUGCAGGCGGAACAUUUAUGCACAUUCGUUUGUUUCCUUGUUGCUUCAGGAUCAGUUUUGCAGAACCCUCAUUGCUUCUUGUACAGUUUUUGGUACUGGAUGAGUAACGUCUCAGUUGAACCCAGGUGCUUCUCUCUCUCUUCAGUUCAUAAAGAAUCUGGUUGCUAAUAGAAUCAGGGAACUAAAAUGGAUGAAGAACCCGAACGAGCCAAACGCUGGGAAGGAGGCUAUGAGAGGACCUGGGAAAUCCUUAAAGAAGAUGAAUCCGGAUCCCUCAAGGCAACUGUGGAAAAUAUUCUGUUCAAGGCGAAGAGAAAACGAGUGUUUGAGCCCCAUGGACAGGUUAGGCUUGGGAUGAUGCGUCACCUGUAUGUGGUGAUGGAUACUUCAAGGACAAUGGAAGACCAGGACUUGAAGCCCAACAGACUUACAAGCACACUAAAGCUCUUGGAAUAUUUUGUGGAAGAGUAUUUUGAUCAGAACCCAAUCAGCCAGUUGGGAAUCAUUACCACAAAGAACAAAAGGGCAGAAAAGCUGACAGACCUUUCUGGAAACCCAAAGAAGCAUGUAGCUGACUUGAAGAAAGCUAAAGAUACCAUUUGUGCUGGAGAACCGUCCCUCUAUAAUUCACUCAGUCUAGCCGUGCAAACUCUGAGACACAUGCCGGGCCAUGCUAGCAGGGAAGUGCUGGUGAUAUUUAGCAGUCUCACAACCUGUGAUCCAGCCAACGUUUAUGAAUUGAUAAAGAGUCUGAAGGCUCUUAAAAUCCGCGUGUCAGUGAUUGGUCUGUCUGCUGAAGUGCGGGUGUGCACUGUCCUGACUCGGGAGACUGGCGGAACAUACCAUGUCAUUUUAGAUGAAAGCCACUUCAAGGAGCUGCUACAGUAUCACGUCAAGCCCCAUCCUGCCAGCUCCAGCUCGGAGUGCUCCCUCAUUCGAAUGGGUUUUCCUCAGCAUACAAUUGCAUCCACAUGUGAUCAAGACUGCAAACCAUCUUUCAGCAUGGCGCACCUGGACAGCAGUGGCAGUGGGCCAAGCCUGACACUGGGAGGGUAUUACUGCCCUCAGUGCAGAGCUAAAUACACCGAACUGCCCGUGGAGUGUAAAGUCUGCGGUCUUACGUUGGUGUCUGCCCCUCACCUGGCGCGCUCCUUCCAUCACCUUUUCCCGUUAGAGCCUUUCACAGAAACACCUUUACAAGACUACCAAGGACAAAAGUUUUGUCAAGGGUGCCAGGGAGAACUCAAAGACCAGAAUGUGUACAUGUGCACGUCCUGCCAGAGUGUGUUCUGUGUGGAGUGUGAUCUCUUCAUUCACGAAUCCUUACACUGCUGCCCCUCCUGUAUACACAACCAGCCCAGCCCUCCAGGCGUCUGAAUCGUCAUUUUUCAGCUGGACCCCGGCAUAAGCCAGUGAAAAUCCCGUUGCCAUGAUGAUACAUCAUCAUCAUAGUAUUAAUUAUGGACAAGUACGUACGCAGGACCAAAGUAAACCCAUAAGCACUGGAGAGAAUGCAAGCCAGCUAGCAAAAAUAGGCAAUGGCUUAUGCUUGUUGUGUUUUUAGGGUCCUCCCUCCAAAAUCUGGACUCUUCUGUACUGUUUGUCUUUCUGUCACUCACUACACGAUACUGCCUUCAUUUAUAAAUGUUUUCCAAACCUUUACCACAGUCUCCCAGCCACCUGAUAGAGACCUUUCAGAUUGUGUUUGGGUAUAAUCCAAUUAAACCGCUGAUUUUAUACCAA
Molecule: messenger RNA, 1807 nt
Organism: Polyodon spathula (Mississippi paddlefish)
Lineage: Eukaryota; Metazoa; Chordata; Actinopteri; Acipenseriformes; Polyodontidae
Product: general transcription factor IIH subunit 2-like
Exons: 16
Coding region: 251-1441 (396 amino acids)
Biological process (GO): regulation of transcription by RNA polymerase II; DNA-templated transcription; nucleotide-excision repair
Cellular component (GO): transcription factor TFIIH core complex; transcription factor TFIIH holo complex
Molecular function (GO): zinc ion binding
Source: RefSeq, a predicted model, not a curated record